Phytomonas sp. EM1 is the source of this 1851-nucleotide messenger RNA. The record is from the annotation of a GenBank genome assembly. NCBI's taxonomy places the organism in Eukaryota, Euglenozoa, Kinetoplastea, Trypanosomatida, Trypanosomatidae.
AUGUCUGACUUAUCUAUAGCCUUGCAGGGGAAUCGCCUCAAUUGCAUUGAUCAAGCAUCUAGUUACUUGGAUUCCAUAUUGAGAAAACAAAAAGGCCUAAAGGUACUGCUAUGUGAUGACCACACGCUUUCAAUCUUGAGCGUCGUGUAUUCUCAGCAUCAGCUGCUCCAGAACGAUGUGGUUUUGGUAGAUAGGUUGUCCAACAAGGAGCGUUACCCCAUGAAAUACUUCUCUUGCGUUAUUUUUUCUCAGCCAUCUAAAUCUUCGCUCGCGUGCAUUUGCCAGGAGCUGGCGGAGGCUAACUUCAGUUCUUACUCGAUUUUCUUUUCCUAUCUUUUAGACUCCUCCUUGUUGGAGUGCAUUGCUGUCGCAGAUCAUUUUAACCUCGUUAACUACGUAGGAGAGAUAUAUUUGGAUUCAACCCCCGUCACGGAAUAUGUGUGCAUCUGCCAAUUGAAACUCAGCUCGCUGAGCCUGGCUCCCACACCUUUAAUGAAUCCCCUUAUGUAUGUUCAGUGGGAUGCUAAUUCGUUUAGUCGGAUCACGAAGAGUAUCGUUAGUAUGAUGCUGUUGACCAAACGCCGACCCGUCAUUCGAUAUCGUUCCGAAAGUAAAGUGGUGCAAAAGAUUGCAGAAGAAGUGGCCGCAUGCAUGGGUACGGUACACACAACCUUUCCAGACCUCAAGGCAAAAGAAUCCGUGCUUGUUAUUUUAGAUCGGAUGGACGACCCUUUGACACCACUUUUGAUGCCCUGGACUUAUGAGGCGAUGAUUCACGAGCUCAUCGGGUUUCAGAAGGGAAAUGAAGUCGUGAUUGAUGACCCUGACGCAAGCCCCGAGGAGCGUCUGCACGUUCUUACAGCUCGCAUUGAUUCUUUUUAUGAAAAGCACCGCUAUGACGACUGGGGCCACAUCUGUGUUGCAGUAAGCGAAAUGGUAAAUGCCUAUAAAGAGAUCAAUCACAUUAAUCAGACUACUGUUUCUUUAGAAGAGAUCAGGAAUUUCAUUGUUCGCUUUCCCGAAGCGCGCCGACAGUCUGUGCAAGUAUCUCGUCAUUGUGGCAUUACAAGCCAACUUGUGGCCGAGGUCAAAGGCCGUGGUCUUACCCAACUGUCUACGCUGGAACAGGAUAUGAUCACUCGUAACGACGUCAGUGAACACAGUCGACUGAUAUUGGAGGCAGUCCGGGAUCCGAAAACGGACCUCCGGGAUGCUCUGCGCAUAGCUAUGAUUUACAGUCUUCGCUAUGAGAAAACAUCCGGAAACAUUAUUAUUCGACUCAAACAGGAGCUAGAGAAACGAGAGUGUGCGAAGGAAAAGAUAGACUUGAUUGAUCGCCUGAUCGAAUAUGGUGGACAACAACGACGUGCUCAUGAGAUCUUUAAGCCUUCCACAGGUCGUCUCCUUAAGUCAGUCCUCAAAACAGUCGGACAAUUUGAUAAGGAUGUACAAAACGUUCUUACUCAGCACACACCGCUCCUUAAGAAGAUCGUAAAUCGCAUCUAUAACGGUACACUAUCGGAGGAAAAGUAUCCUGUUCAGGAGGUUCAGGGAUCGCCCAUUCCCACCGCUCAGGUACCGUAUGUGCGAGGAAAGGAUAUUAUCAUAGCCUAUGUUGGUGGUAUCACUUUUACCGAAGCGAUGCUGCUCUGGCAAAUUAAUCAAGGACUAGUAGACAACAAUCUGGAGAGCUUGAUGAAUAUGAGAAUUUCGAUGUCUAGACGGCUCGCUGGGAAUGAGACUGUGGGGCCAUCAGAGGAGCCGUACACACCGAAGGUCGAUGCUCGGGUAUCGCUAAUUUCGACGGCUAUGAUUAACUCUAAGACAUUUAUUGAGUCGUUGCCUCGAUAA